AUGACGCUAAACUUCGGCGGCCGCAGCGGCGAGGCCGAUGACUCCCUCUCUCCUGAGGGGCCCCCCUCAGGUGUCGGGGGGCCCCUUGGGGGCCUCCUUGAAGGACCUCUCGCGACCAUCAUCCCGCCCACAGCAGCAGCAGCAGUUUCUGCUGCUGCUACGGAGGCACCUGCUGCUGCUGCUGCCCCUCCGCAGCAGUCGCUCAAGGCCCGCAAGAGGACCCGGGUAGGAAGUAUGACGGGCCGAGCGGCGUUUGCUUCUCGCGGUGUGAAGGACGAAUGGAGAGACGAAGAAGAUCUGCAAGUGAUAGCUCCUCCUCAGCCUCGUUUCCCUCUGGUCUCUUGUUCUGCUGCUAAGGCUCUUGUCUGCAUUGGAGGCAUUGCAGCUGUCGGGGCAGUGUUGUCUCAACUAGGUGGCAGGUACUUGAAGCGAAGAAGACGAAGAAAGAUGGGUUUAGAGGGGCCCCCAUCUCCUUUCUCUCGGCUUUUAGGCCCCGUGUUGCUGCAGAAUGCUGACGGCAAAGCAGCAGCAGGAGCAGCAGCAGCAGCAGGAGCAGGAGCAGCAGCAGCAGCAGAAAAAAGCUCUCUUAUACCUGAUUUCCUUAAGUUUAAACAAACUUUCAACGAAGCACCAACAAACAAAACACUCGGAGAGAAAGACAGCAUCACAGCCCUCUACUUCACGGGCAAAGGCGUAGAACAAAUCCUUCAAGCUAGGGGUUUUAUGCCUUUUACUCCUCGCCUUAGGAGUAUAGUAGAAGCAGCAAAAGAACAAGGAAAGAAAUUAAAUAUUGUUUUUGUCUCUGCUGAUAAUAAACCUGAAGAUGCAGCAGAACUCUUCAAAACCAUGCCUUGGUACGCGGUACCGUUUGAUGACGAGGAGGGCCGCGGUGUGGCUCGUUCUUUAUAUAGACGUUUUCGUGUUUCGUCUUUACCUCAAUUGAUAUUAUUAAAUGAUGAAGGGGUUGUUUAUAAUACUCAAGGAUAUUCUUCUCUUUUAACAGAGCCUUUAGGGUUUCCCUGGAAGAAGAAAAACAUAUUACAACUUAUUGGGGAUAAGCUCAUUAAUAAUAAAGGCCAAGCUGUCAAUCCUGGUGUAUUGACAGGAAAGACAUUAGGUUUAUACUUCAGCGCUUCUUGGUGUCCCCCUUGUGCUUCUUUUACGCCUAAGUUAAAAGAGAUAGUGCAGAAAUUAAGAGAACAGGAUAAAAACUUUGAAAUUAUUUUUAUUUCAAGUGAUAAAGACGAAGACUCGUUUAAAAAAUACUCUCAAGAUAUGGAUUGGCUUUCGGUUCCUUUCAAAGAGGCAGCGACGCGCGCUGUGCUGCAGGACACCCUUGGGGUUCGCUCACUGCCGACUUUGAUAUGGGUGUCUCCUGAGGGUGAAAUAUUAACAAAACGAGGUGUAUAUGCAGCUUUAGAAGACAAAGAGGGUUUAGGGUUCCCCUGGAAAGAAGAGACAGUAAGAGAUGCAGAUAAAGCUCUUGAAGUACUUGCAGAGGAGCCUGUUUUGCUUGCUUUUAUUGAUAAGACAGACAAAGAUACACAACAACAAAUACUUCAGGUGCUCGAGGAGGCUGCUGAUGAACUUAAAUCUAAACAAAAAGGAGACAGCGCGGGGCCCCUCCCCCAGUUUUUGUUUGUUAAGGGACCAUCGCCUCGCUCUGCAGCUCUUCGUUUAAUUUGCAGAGAAGGAAUAAGCGCAGCAGCAGCAGCUGCUGCUACUGCUGCUGCUGAUCCUGCUGCUGCUGCUGAUCCUGCUGCUGCUGCUGAUCCUGCUGCUGCUGCUUCGAACAAUGUCGCACUCGUGAUUUUGGAUGUUUUUACUCAAAAGGUCUACGCCUUCCCGUAUCCCUCCAAACAAAUCACAAAAAAUAAUAUUUUAGAGUUUGGUUUGGGGCCCCUUUCUGCUUUGGAAGAGGCGGGGGGGGGCCCUGGGGAGUCCCCAGGGGCCCCCUAG
Molecule: messenger RNA, 1959 nt
Organism: Eimeria acervulina
Lineage: Eukaryota; Apicomplexa; Conoidasida; Eucoccidiorida; Eimeriidae
Product: nucleoredoxin, putative
Exons: 11
Coding region: 1-1959 (652 amino acids)
Source: RefSeq, a predicted model, not a curated record